CUGAGCUAUCGCUUUUGUGUAGUGAUGUAUUUUGCCAAUCCAGUGUUUUGUGAUGCCUCAAGUUCAGAAUGACUCGCGACUGCCUGUGUUCCUCGUGAUCCUCUUUAUCCUCUGGAUUUUCCCGGAUCCACCAGCAACACCUCUAGGCGGCCACACAACGCUCGAUCUCACGAUCUCACGCGAAUCACAGCAGCUCCACGUUGUCAAUACCACGAGCUAUGGCGCAUUUAAUCCAAAGGAAAACAAGUGGUUAAAUAUUACAGGGCUUCGACAUGAAGAUGGAUUCGCAUGGGGAACGUUGGACGAGGUGAAGAGCAGGGCGAGGCAGCAUAUUACUCACAUAUGGGGUGACGAGGACGCGCACCUGGUCCUGGAAGGUAAUAAGGGACGGGGUUUUCCAGUUUGGAAAAACAUCUCUGGUCACGUACGAGGGAGCUGGGUUCGCGCACAUGCUGAUUCAGCGAUACCACGUCCGAAGCUCAAUAUGACGGCCCUUUUGCCAUUAGAUGCGACCGAUUUUACGCGGCGCUUUGAGCGAAAUGUUACGGGAGAAUCAGGAGACUUACGAGUUGAAUUCACGGAGAACGGCGAUGUCGGCAAAUUCGGUGGCAUAAAAAUACAGAAUAUCAAGGCGGAGAUUGUGCUGAGUGAUAAGAGUUCUUCAGGAGAUGGUUGGACAGUUGUCAUGUAUGGCACACAUCUGGUGGAUACGGGCCAAGUAUUCCUCACAACCACAAGCGACAAGUUUGCAGGAAUGUGGGCCUUGCCACAGAUGGCGCUUACCGAGACGGUUUAUAAGUCAUUAAAGGAGAACAUAGUCCAACGGCUCGAGAAGGUGAUCAGGAAACAGAAGAGUCUAGAGCUACCUAACCUCCAUCCAUAUUCCUCCGUACCAGAGGGCCACUCUGAAGACGCUUAUACACCACACUGCGAGUUAAUUGCUUAUUUUCAUCAACACGCCUUACCACUAGCCGGAUCCGAUGGAAAAUUCGCCACUGCUCCAAUGGACGUGAUCAGUGAAAUGGAAGAAGAAUUACGAUAUCCUCAAGGUGCUCGUCCAUACAAGCCUCCACAACUCAGGCUCUCUGCUUUGGUAUUUUCCCCAGACUGUGGUUUUCUCAUUGAAUCGAAGGGUCAACCUGAAUAUGCGCGCGUCGAAGGUGAUCAUCUUACCGGUGAAAAAUUAGAGAUCUACAUCCGCUCCAGCAUUGACUAUACGCUUCUAUACAUCCUCGUCUUAGCGGGUCAGAUCUACCUCACGAUGAUACAGAUGAAACAUUCAUCGACUCCGUCAACGCGUAGUCGAAUCAGCUUUUACACCGUUGGAAUGCUUAGCCUAGGAGACGGAUUCGUUGGUAUGGCUUUCCUGCCUCUCGGCAUGCUGGUUGAUUCGGCAUUCACGUCACUGCUGGCUACGGCAUUUUUUGCAUUUCUUGCUGUGACAUUCUUCGAUAUGCGCUUUUUACUUGACGUGUGGGGCGUCCAAUCUCAGGAGCGAAGAAGAGCUGAGCGACAGCGACAGCAAGCAUCUGCGUUGAACACUCCGCCUCAACAAGCAACCACAGAUACAAAUAUUGCCCUGAAUGGCAGAACAGACGCUCUCCCCGCUCCGGUGACAGCACGACAAGGGAUCAAUUCCGGCGCCACGCCUCUUAUCUUCCCGAACCAGCAACAAGAUGAAGCAGGAGAACAGCCACAAACAGACGCUGCGCGCCGCCGCCGUGAACUAAGUGCUAUGUACGGCAAAUUCUAUCUUCUACUUCUUGGGAUAACCUUCCUCAGCCUCCAUGCUACAUCAUGGUAUCCUACAGCACGUUCCGCUUACAUGAAUGUUCUUGCAUUCGCGUACCUCUCACUUUGGACACCACAGAUAUAUCGUAAUAUAAUGCGGAACUGUCGAAAGGCACUCUUAUACCGAUUUGUCAUUGGACAAAGUGUUCUGAGAAUAUUGCCAAUCGGCUACUUCUAUUGCAUGAGGAACAAUGUCUUAUGGGUUAAGCCGGAUAGACGCGUGUUUGCCUUCUUGGUGGGCUGGUUGUGGGUGCAGAUUUGGGUCCUCGUUAUCCAAGAUGUUCUAGGACCACGCAUCGGCGUACCGAAGAAAUGGUUGCCACCAGCAUAUGAUUACCAUCCUGUCCUGCGUGAAGAUGACGAGGAGUCUAAGAUGCCCAUUGGAUUCACCACUUCACCGGCAUCGCAGCCUUCAUCGCCUGUUGCGACGCGUCCUGCGGAAAGUAAGGACAAGAGCAAGAGAAUCUUCGAUUGCGCCAUCUGCAUGCAGAAUAUAGAAGUUCCAAUCGUGCCUGCUGGAGGUGGAGCUGCGGAAACAGGCACUUCAUCUGUACAUGGAAUCGUGUCGAGACGGCUAUAUAUGAUGACACCGUGUAGACAUAUUUUCCACACAAAAUGUCUGGAGGCGGCUAUGAGGUACAGGCUACAGUGUCCCGUGUGUAGAGAGGGCUUGCCUCCUUUGUAGUCUUAUUCAAUUUCGCUAACGCACACCCGUAUUGCAACCGGCGUUAACGUGCUUCGCUGUUCCAAUAUUUACGAAUAGCAGCCGGGGCCCACCCCACGUGAAGUUCCAAUUAAGGAUGCAUUUAGGGUACUCAUCCUUCUUAAAAUGUCAACAAUUGGUUUCCACUGUGAGCCAAAGCCAUAUCUAAGUAAAUAUAUAACUCUGAGGGUGUGUGUGUUUUUGACGAUCG
Verruconis gallopava is the source of this 2705-nucleotide messenger RNA. RefSeq lists its product as uncharacterized. The record is from RefSeq and is a predicted model, not a curated record. Bases 53 to 2476 code for a protein of 807 amino acids. Lineage: Eukaryota; Fungi; Ascomycota; Dothideomycetes; Venturiales; Sympoventuriaceae. The transcript has a single exon.